Molecule: messenger RNA, 2511 nt
Organism: Drosophila kikkawai
Lineage: Eukaryota; Metazoa; Arthropoda; Insecta; Diptera; Drosophilidae
Product: ATPase family gene 2 protein homolog A
Cellular component (GO): cytoplasm
Molecular function (GO): ATP hydrolysis activity; ATP binding
Source: RefSeq, a predicted model, not a curated record
AUUCACAAUGAAAUCAAAACGUGCAACCGGCUAUAGAUAUGCCGCCGAAAUCGAGUUCCAAGAAGACCCAGGCCAGCUGGUAUCACUGCGAGACCUGUGGCGUGCACAUUCCCUCCAAGGCGAGGGACAACCACGAUGAACACUGCUCCACAAUCGGUCAGGAUGAUGCUGCCCCGGAUUCCGAUGCGGAGUACGUGCGGAGUGGAGCAAUCUUUACGAGAACUCUGCAGCAGCGAAACUUUGAGGUGGAAUCUCUAAAGGAUCUCUCUGCCAAGUAUGCCAACGUGCUGCUGUUUGUCUCCGAGGGAGCAAUGCAGUUGGCCAAACUGCACAUUGGCCAGCAUGUGGUGAUAGAGGCGCCUACAACAGAGCAACAGCCGCUGGUGAGGAUUUUGUGGCCCAUAUCAGAGCAAUUCCUCACUACGGUGUUUGUGAGCGAGGGAGAUUUAAAGCUCCAUUGGACGCAGCUGCGUGGCAAGCUCUUGAAGAUCACUGCUCUGGACACUAGCUGUCUCACAGCUGCUGCCAGCAUAUCCCUAAGGCAAUUAAACAGCAAAGAGACUCCACUGGCGGCAGGACAACUCCAAGAAGCCAUUGCCCUUCUCAAAAGAGACAUUGUCAAUAGGAUCUUUUGCAAGGGCAGUGAAAUCCACAUGAAUUUCUUCAACAAGUCGCUGCUUUUUCGCCUGGAGCGAUGGCAGGGCACCGUAGAAGAAGCUCUAGCUGGUCUUAGUCUGGACUCCAAGCCCUUGCAGUUUGUCCAGGUGACCAACGUCACCAAACUCCAGCUGAUAGCGGAGAGUGCAGAGCAACAGCUAAAGGAGCAGAAGAAAAUCCAUCGCAUUACCAAAACCCAAAUAGGAGGGCUAGACAGGCAAUUAAACCUGGUGGAGGAGAGCAUGGAGUACGCCUUGGGCUUUAGGGCGUUACCUACAGGCCUCAGGGUAUCGCGUGGCAUGCUUCUGUAUGGAGCCACCGGCUGUGGCAAGUCCUUGAUCCUGGAGGCCAUGUCUGCGGUGGCCGAGGAGCGCAGCCAGGGAAAUGCCCAACUCAUACGCAUCAAUAGUGGCGAAGUCUACAGCAAGUUCUUGGGAGAAACCGAACAAAAGCUGGCGGCCAUCUUCGAGCGUGCCUACAAUCACUAUCCGCACCCAACUCUAUUGCUGAUCGAGGAUGUCCACAACCUGUGCCCCAAACAGGAAAGCAGUGACCUUGUCAAACGCGUCUCGCUGGCCUUCCUCUCUCUACUGGAUCAGCUCAGCAGUCCCAGUCAGCUGAAGGGAAGCAAAACCUUCCUGCUGGCUACCAGCUCGCAGAUUGAGUCCCUGCAUCCGAGCAUACGAAGAGCUGGUCGAUUGGACAGUGAGCUGGAGUUGGGUGCUCCAACUCCCCAGGCAAGGAGAGAGAUUAUCCAGUGUCUUACGCAGUCUUUGGAGCACCAGUUGAACGAAGAGGCUGUGGAGCAUAUAGCUGCAGUUACCCAUGGCUAUGUGGGUGCAGAUCUGGCGAAUCUGGUCUAUGCUGCCAUGCUGCAGGCUCAGCCCCAUCCGCUCCAGCUCGAGCAUCUGCAGGCUGCCCUGACCCGCAUCAAACCCUCGGCGAUGCGUGAAGUUCUUAUCGAGUGCCCCAACGUCCAGUGGGCGGAUAUUGGCGGUCAAUCGGAACUCCGUUUGGCCAUGCAGCAGGCCAUCGAAUGGCCGCUGCUCCAUGCUGAGAAAUUCCAACGUUUGGGCAUAAAGCCGCCCAGGGGUAUCCUCAUGUUCGGACCGCCGGGCUGCUCCAAAACGAUGAUUGCCAAAGCUCUAGCCACCGAGAGUAAGCUUAACUUUCUCUCAAUCAAGGGACCGGAGCUCUUCUCCAUGUGGGUCGGCGAAUCGGAGCGGGCGGUGCGUGAGGUCUUCCGCAAGGCUCGCCAAGUGGCGCCCGCCAUAGUCUUUUUUGAUGAGAUCGAUGCCAUUGGCGGCGAGCGGUCCGAAGGCGACAGUUCCGGCUCCGGUUCGGGUUCCUCCGUAAAAGAACGCGUUCUCACACAACUGCUAACCGAGCUGGAUGGCGUGGAGGCCCUUCAGAAUGUCACCAUUGUUGCAGCCACCAAUCGCCCUGAUAUGAUUGACAAGGCGCUACUCCGUCCGGGAAGAAUUGAUCGUAUCCUGUACGUGGGCUUACCCAAGACGGAAGCGCGUCGGGAAAUCUUGAAAAUUAAACUGCGUGCCAUGCCGGUAUCGGCGGAUGUGGACAUAGAGAAGUUGGUGCAAUUGACCGAGGGCUAUUCCGGCGCGGAAAUCCAAGCCGUGUGUCACGAGGCUGCGUUGCGUGCUUUGGAGCAAAGCUUUGAGGCGGAACAGGUGCAGUGGCUGGACUUUGAGCAUGCCUUGAAGGCGGUGCCACCAAGGACCAGUCCGGAAUUGUUGAAACUCUAUGAGGAUUAUCUCAAAAGGAAGUAGGACCUUCAAGGUUUUAAACUUAAGAUAAACAAAAAAAGAAUUGUAAAUAAAAACCAAUUAAAAAAUA